AUGCCUUCCCUAGCAAAAAUUCACAAACGUCACGCAUAUGGCAAAGAUGCCCAUACGUACAUUCCCGUCGUGAUUAUCGGCGCCGGCGAGUCUGGCAUUGCCAUGGGAUGUCGUCUGAAAGAAGCCCUGGGGUUUGAUCAGUUCCGGCUUUUCGACAGACAGGCCGGCAUUGGAGGGUCUUGGUGGAUUAAUCGGUAUCCGGGAGUUGCUUGUGAUAUACCGGCGCUUUUAUACUCCUUUUCCUUUUCGCCUAAACAGGACUGGUCUACUCUGCACCCGACUGGCCCGGAACUUGCACAAUAUUUCGCGGAUGUCUGUGAGAAAUAUGGCCUCGUCGACAAGAUCCAAUUGAAUACCGAGGUCGACGAGAUCAAGUGGCUGGAAGAUGUGGAAGAGUGGGAAGUCACCCUGACGUACCUCGUUCCUGGUACUGGGGAUCUAGCCAAGAAUGAACGAGAUGCCAUGGUAGCCAGAGAAGGCCCGCAUAGCGUUUAUGUCCAGACGGAGAAGGUGCGAGCAAAGGUUGUGGUCAGUGGUGCUGGAGGACUGGUGGAGCCCAAGCAAUGGCCUCAAGGUAUCCCGGGCAUUGAGGGCUUCGAAGGUCAAGUCAUACACACUGCCAAGUGGGAUAGCAACGUCGACUUUCAAGGGAAAGAUGUGGUUGUCAUUGGUUCCGGCUGCAGUGCCGCCCAGGUGGUUCCUGGCCUGGCCGAAUAUCAACCCAAAUCAGUGACCCAGGUGAUGAGAACUCCCCCUUGGAUCCAGCCUGAUCUGUUUCCAGAAAAGGGCCUCGAGCUGUGGGAAAGGUGGACGCCUCUUUUGUUUAGCUACAUUCCUGGCCUCUCGUACAGUCUCAGAAACGUGAUGUUCCUUAUGCUUGAAGCGGACUUUCUGGGAUGGUUCAAGAAUAACCGCUAUGCGGAGUGGAAGCGACACUCAACGGAGCAGAAAUUCCUCGCGUAUAUGCGCUCUGCGACCCCUGAAAAGUACCAUGAAAUCCUCACUCCGAACUACGACUUAGGCUGCAAGCGUCGAGUCGUACGGGGUGAAUGGUACAAAAGCCUAAACAACCCAAACUAUGAGUUGACAACCAUGCGUCUCACAAGCGUUCAGUCCCGGAGCGUCACUCUCGGUCCUGGGAAACAUUAUCCUCCAGACAGUGCUGAAACGGACGAGGUGAGGCAAGUUCCCGCCGAUGUGAUCAUCCUGGGUAACGGAUUCGAAACCAACAACUGGCUGCACCCAUUGCGGGUGGUUGGUAGAGAGGGCAAGAGCUUGAAUGAAGUUUGGGACGAGCGUGGAGGUGCGCAAGCUUAUUUGGGUCUUGCCAUGGACCAUUUCCCAAAUUUCUUCUUUCUCUUCGGACCCAAUACUGCGACUGGUCAUAACAGUGUGAUCUUUGCGAGUGAAAAUGCGGUCAAUUACUCUUUGAGCUUCAUCAAGCCCAUCUUGGACGGCGAUGUGAGUUCCUACGAGGUCACUGAAAAAGCCGAGAGAGCCUGGGCGGAUAAAGUCCAGAAGGGUCUCCAGGGCACUGUGUUCCAAGGAGGAAAUUGCACGAGCUGGUAUAAGACGGAAGGUGGCUGGAAUUCUUCGACUUAUCCGUUCACCCAAAUUGAUUACUAUCUCCGAUGCACAUUCCCUGUUUGGCGGCACUGGACAGCGAAGUAUACUCCAAGAGGAAGAUGGUUGCAUAGAAUCCGUUCUGCAUUCAAACACUUGGCCCUCACAGCAUCUCUUUCUGGUGUUGUCUGGUUCAGCCUGCAUCCCAGAGAUUUCAGACAUUGGGCUGGGCUCAUUCCUGAUGCUCGGGCUUCAAUUGUUUCUGCAGUUCGGGACGGUCUUGUGCGCACAGCCCAGAUGCUCGGCUGA
Messenger RNA from Aspergillus glaucus CBS 516.65, 1872 nucleotides. RefSeq names its product flavin-containing monooxygenase. The record is from RefSeq and is a predicted model, not a curated record. Gene Ontology annotation, molecular function: flavin adenine dinucleotide binding; NADP binding; N,N-dimethylaniline monooxygenase activity. NCBI's taxonomy places the organism in Eukaryota, Fungi, Ascomycota, Eurotiomycetes, Eurotiales, Aspergillaceae. Bases 1 to 1872 code for a protein of 623 amino acids. The transcript is spliced from 3 exons.